AUGCCUGCGCCGGUUCCUGAAGCCAACCUCUUGGGGGAUCUUCUGAGCUUGAAGGGAAAAGUGGUUGUUGUCACGGGUGCUUCUGGCCCCAAAGGUAUUGGGUUAGAGGCAGCACGGGGAUGCGCUGAGAUGGGUGCCGAUGUGGCCAUCACCUACCUAAGCCGACCAGAAGGCGGGGAGCAGAAUGCAAAGGAGCUGAGGGAGGUGUACGGUGUCAAGUCCAAAGCGUACCGUUGUGACAUCAACAACUGGGACGACGUCCAGAACCUUGUCCGCAGUGUCCUCGCCGACUUUGGCAAAAUUGACGGAUUCAUCGCCAAUUCAGGGCGCACGGCGAGCAGCGGCGUCCUCGACGGAUCCGUCCAGGACUGGAAGGACGUGGUCGACGUCGAUCUCACGGGGACGUUUCACUGCGCAAAAGCCGUUGGCCCCCAUUUCAAGGAGCGAGGCCGUGGAAGUCUGGUCAUCACGUCGUCAAUCUCUGGCCACAUCGCCAAUUUCCCGCAAGAACAAACUUCGUACAACGUCGCCAAAGCGGGAUGCAUCCACUUUGCGAAGUCACUCGCGAACGAAUGGCGCGACUUUGCCAGGGUCAACAGCAUUUCCCCAGGCUAUUUCGACACGGGUCUUUCGGAUUUUGUGGAUCCCAAAAUCCAGCAAAUGUGGACGUCCAUGAUCCCGCUCGGCCGCAAUGCCGUGGCGAAGGAGCUCAAGGGCGCCUAUGUAUACUUCAUAAGUGAUGCCAGCACAUAUACUACCGGUGCAGACCUCGUGGUGGAUGGCGGUUACACUUGUCGGUGA
Molecule: messenger RNA, 801 nt
Organism: Cladophialophora immunda
Lineage: Eukaryota; Fungi; Ascomycota; Eurotiomycetes; Chaetothyriales; Herpotrichiellaceae
Product: L-xylulose reductase
Exons: 1
Coding region: 1-801 (266 amino acids)
Cellular component (GO): intracellular anatomical structure
Molecular function (GO): oxidoreductase activity, acting on NAD(P)H, oxygen as acceptor
Source: RefSeq, a predicted model, not a curated record